Adineta steineri is the source of this 2052-nucleotide messenger RNA. The record is from the annotation of a GenBank genome assembly. NCBI's taxonomy places the organism in Eukaryota, Metazoa, Rotifera, Eurotatoria, Adinetida, Adinetidae.
AUGGAUAAUAAUCAAAUUCGUCCACAAUUGUCACCAAAAGAUCAAGCAGCAAUGCUUGCUCAUUUACAACAAGUCAAUCCACAAAUGUUUGCACGUUUACAAGCAAUGAAUCCUGAAAUAAUGGAAACAGGAGGUGAACAUUUAUUUGCUGCUGCGGCUGCUGCUGCAGCUGCUAAUGCAGGUAAACAUGGACAUUCACAUAAUCAUUCGUCAUCAUGUGGUCAUGCUCAUACACCAGCACAUUUUUCUCAACCUGUUCCUGAGCCACCACCAAAACCAUCACCAGCAGAAAUGUCUAUUGUUCAAGCUAUACAAUAUAAUGAAUUGGAUCGAGCAAAAGAAAUUAUUGAAUCCGGACAAACAGAUGUGAAUACACCUGAUGAAGAAGGAUGUUAUUUAUUACAUUGGGCAGCUAUUAAUAAUCAUGUUGAAAUAAUUCGAUAUUUAAUUUCAAAAGGUGCAUCAGUUGAUAUUAAAGGUGGUGACCUUCAAUCUACUCCACUACAUUGGGCAUGUCGACAAGGUUGUAUAGAAGCAUUUUUUAUUCUCGUUGAUAAUGGUGCAUCAUUACACUCAACUGAUGUUAAUCUAGUUCAACCAAUCCAUCUCGCAGCUCAAUAUGGACAAAUAAAAAUUCUUUCUUAUUUACUUGGUUCUGGUAUUGAUGUUGAUUGUUAUGAUGGAAGAAGUUUUACACCAUUAAUAUAUUCAUGUCUUGGUCCACCACAAAAUUAUACUCCAAUAGCAAAUGCAACACAUGUUUGUUGUACACAAUUUCUUUUAACAUUUGGUGCAAAUAUAAAUUAUCAAGAGCCAACACGACAAUAUACACCUAUACAUUUUGCCAUAAAUAAUCGAAAUCCAAUAAGUUUUCAUGUUUUACUUAAAAGUCCACAAAUAAAUUUAAAUUUAAAAAAUAAUGAUAAUUUUGAUGUAUUAACAUUUGCACGUAUAAGACAAAAUUUAGAAGCUGUUGAAACAUUAGAAGAUCGUUUACAAUCAGCUAAAGCUAAUGUAAAACCAAAAUUUAUCCAACGAUUUGUAACAAAUGAAUUUGUACGAAAAUGGUUAACAAGAUUUUAUAUGUUUUUAUGUAUGACAUUAAUUGGUUUAUCAGCUAAUUCAACUGAAUAUUCUUAUUUGAUACGUAUAUUAUUUCCAAUAAUACUUAUAUUUAUGUUUGCACAUAUAUUCAAUUAUUUCGUAUUUGAUGAUCAUACAAAAGAUAAUUUAGCAUUUGCAUAUGUUUUAUCAUCAACAUUACUUAUGUAUGGAACAUAUAUGGCAUAUUUACAAGAAAAUAGGUGGACAUUAAAACAUAUUUGUUAUCAUUUUGUAACACUUUAUGGUCUUUAUUCUUUUCAUUGUAUUAACAAAUAUACUCCAGGAUUUUUAAAACAACAAUCAAUGAAUAUUGAUGGAAAUAGUUUAACAAGAGAAAAAAUUUGUACAACAUUUGCACGUGAUCCAAGAUGGACAUUGGAUCAUUUUUGUGUUACUUGUCUUAUACGUCGACCAUUAAGAUCAAAACAUUGUCCAGUUGAUGGAACAUGUGUAUCGAAAUUUGAUCAUCAUUGUACAUGGCUUGAUGCAUGCAUUGGUGGCCGUAAUUAUUUUUAUUUUAUUCGUCUAUUAACAUGUGCUACAAUGGGACUUAUUUUUUGGAUGAGUGAAGCAAUUAGUCAUAUAUCUGGUUAUCAUCAAAAUAAUACAUUUGGAGAAAUCUUUACAAUGAUUUUCGAUCCUUGGUUUAAUUAUAUUCUCUUAUUAAAUUCAUUUAAUUCAAUAUGGGUUACAUUAAUGACAUCAUUUCAUUUAUACAAUUCGAUAUAUUUAGGUGUAACAUUAAAUGAACGUUUAACAGGCUUUCGUUAUAGUUAUUUUCGUGAUGAAAAUACAGGAAAAUUUGUUAAUCCAUUUCGUAAUCAAUUAUUAAAAAAUUUUCUUGAAACAUUUGGUUUCUUUCAAUUAAUGCCAUUAUUUCGAUAUACUCGUACGGAUUGGUCACAAAUUUAUGAUAUUAAUCAAAUAACUGGAAGAAAACUUAAUUAA